AUGAGCGCGCUUGACGGCGGCUUACAAGAUCUGGAACGGCAGCGCCUCGAGCUCGAAGGGAAUAUCCUGAAACUCCAGGAAUCGCUCUACCACUGGCGAACCUGGGAGGCUGAGUACGAGGGGUUGAAGGAAGAAAUCAAUGAUCUCGAUGAUGACGCCACGACGGACGAUUUCCUUCGCGUCGGCCGCGACUUUGGCGGCUCGCUGGUCAGCGAAGACGAAAUCAAAGUGAUCCUCGGCGAAAAGCAGGGUGUCCACCGGUCAAAGCAGCAAGCUGUUGACCUCAUAUCGAGGCGGAUUGACUAUGUGAAGGAAAAUGUUGCGACAAUGGAGAAAAGACUGCGGACAGCAGAGAAUCAAAUGUAUGCGCUGCAAAGCGCGGAACAGAUGCCUUCGGAACCUACGGCCGAUUUUCCUAUGACCGAGAUCACGGAGGAGCUGGAUGAGGACGGAAAUGUAAUUUCUAGCUCCACGUCUACGCCUGGGAGUAAGGCGCCUGAACUACUGGAGCUUUUGAAGAAAGCCGGAGUCAAGGAUGUACCUGAUGUUCCGCAUAAACAAGACUCUGAGCAUACCGCUCCCGCUUCGCAGUCAAAUGCAGGAAUUAAUGAGACCACUGAAGUGGAGAUAGAUGAACCUGAGGAUCAUCAGACAGCUACACAGAAUGGCGCCUCUAUGGAAUUAGAAUCAUUAGUGGAGGCGCGCAAAGAGAAGCCGAUCACCGAUGUUGACGAGUCUCCGGAGGAUGCUGCGCUUCGCCGUGAAAUGCUGCGAUACAGUCUGGACGAGGUGGGAGCCGUUGUCGCUGAGCUCGAAUUAGACGAGGAUGCCGACGAUAUCUCCGUUGAUGAAGAAUAUGGUUACGACUAUGAUGAUGAUGAAGAAGAGGACGAGGAUGAAUUCGGAAGAACCCGCCCCGUCCUGGAUGAGGAUUACCACCAGCAGAUGCGUGAGCUGGAGAAGAAGUUGAACGCCAAAGGCAUGUGGAACGUGGGCAAAGAUACCACCGCGCUUCCAGAGGAUGUCCAGCACGAACUCGAGAAACCUGCUGUGGUCCGCAUUCAGAAGUCAGAUGAACUCAGCGACUCACCGAUACCAGAGAAAAAGCCGAAGAAAAAGGUCGCAUUCGCUGAUGACCUAGACAUUGCCCCUGCGUCUCAACCCCCUGUUCUAGAGCCUCGGAAGCUUCCACCAAAGGAGCCGGAGGUUGCCACCAUGUCAGACUCGAUCAUCGAGCGUACCAAACCAGCUGAGAAGAAGCCAGGCGCAGACAGCGGUCCAAAGAAGGUCUCGCGGUUCAAGAGCGCCAGGAAGGCACCUGAAGGCACCCCAACUGAUGAUACCGCCGCGGUGGCCCUCCCUCCAACCAACGCUAUCCCCCGGCCUGCGGAACCACACGUAUCUCAGCAUAAGUCCACCACGUCGACCCCGGUUACAUUACCUCUCUUCCCCGCCAAGCCGACAGAGCCCAAACCUUUCUCGCAGCCAAUCUCAGAUAUCGUGGAGAAGCCAUCACUACCACCGCAACCCGAGGGUCCCGAUGGUAAGAUCCUCGCAGACACGCUUGUCGAGCGGCCCGUCUCCGAAGGCGCCGCCGCUCCUCCCGAGCCGGACGAACUCGACGAGCAGCUCCACAGAAAGGAGAUCGCAACGGAGUUCUACAGGAUGCGCAACAUGAAGAUCCAGCAGGACGGCGGCUUCGUCGACAACGAGCCCGAGAUCGUGCCUAUCGAGACAGAGGAAGCCCCUAAACGCGUGAGCAAGUUCAGAGCCGCGCGCAUGAGGCAGCCGUAG
This is a messenger RNA of Aspergillus clavatus NRRL 1, 1794 nucleotides long. RefSeq names its product prefoldin-like protein. Gene Ontology annotation, biological process: negative regulation of phosphatase activity; negative regulation of transcription by RNA polymerase II. Gene Ontology annotation, molecular function: phosphatase inhibitor activity; transcription corepressor activity; chromatin binding. The transcript has a single exon. Lineage: Eukaryota; Fungi; Ascomycota; Eurotiomycetes; Eurotiales; Aspergillaceae. The record is from RefSeq and is a predicted model, not a curated record. The coding region runs from base 1 to 1794 and encodes 597 amino acids.